This is a messenger RNA of Mytilinidion resinicola, 1402 nucleotides long. RefSeq lists its product as uncharacterized. The record is from RefSeq and is a predicted model, not a curated record. Bases 62 to 1333 code for a protein of 423 amino acids. NCBI's taxonomy places the organism in Eukaryota, Fungi, Ascomycota, Dothideomycetes, Mytilinidiales, Mytilinidiaceae. The transcript has a single exon.
CUACACCACCGCCAUCGGCCAGCAAAUCCCCUCGGGAGACCCAAGACUGCCUGCUGCCACGAUGCAGUCCUCGGCCGCGCGCGCCUUCAACCUCCUGUCGGCCAAGAUCCACCCCCAGCUCCCGCUGACGCCCCGCGAGUCCCAGCAGCUGCUCUCCCUCCUCACAUCCUCCUUCAGACGACACCUGGAUCGCGAGCAUCCCGGAGCCCCCGAGGCUUCUGCAGCCCAGUCCUCUCGGCGAAGGAAGUCGAUCAGCAAGACCGCUGCCCAGGAUACCGCCCUCAAAUCGGCCUCUUCGCAUGUCCCCAUCAGCAGACUGUUCGAGUCUGUCCUCGCAAAUCCCCUGCUUGCCCACAAGCCAUCGAGGCAAGAUAGUCAUCCAGCUAUAUCUGCCCUGCAAGCCUUUUCGAAGAAUCCCUCGCAAUGGUUCAGAGACAGUGUAGCAGACGGGUCUGCCUCUAUCUAUACGGCAUUCCUCUACGCAGACGCCAUGAGGAAGACCUCCAAUGCCACGGCGACAAACGGCAUCGCUAGCUCCAACAAGGCUGGAACUGAAAUCGCACAGUGGCUGUGGGCGAGUGGACUGGAGACGACACCAGCCUUCAUCGAGAACCAUGCAUUUCAUACUAACUUGGCAGCGUUGCUUAUCCAAGAGCGCAACGAGCGACCACUGUGGCGAUGGCUUGGACCGGAUAUGCAACGUGCUUUAGAAAAUGCCGGUAUUCCGCCUGCACAGAUUGCUAGAUUCCGUAGCAGAUUGCUGAAAUCAGUUGUGCUCUGCAAACUCAACGGGACAGGCGGACUCGAAGACGCUAUAUCCGCACAUCUUCAUGCCUGCUCGCUGGAAAAGAAUACCUCCAGGCCUGUGAAAUACUCAGAAUUUUUUACGUCUGGCGCAUCCAUUGUUAGCCACAUUACCGCGAACUCCCGUGGCAUAUCUGUGGCAUCGUAUGAUGCUUUCUUUGGCAGCAUUCACAAGUGGUGUAGCGGCGCCGAAGGCUUCAAGGCAUUGCUUCUUCUCCAACAUCCUUCGACGCCGGAUCUCAAUCCAGCUCUCCAGUAUCUUAGGAAAAUGGCGCCUACCUUCACAUACCCAAAACACCCGCAAAUGCGUUACUUCCUAGUCAACUUAUCCUUGGCACUAGCGCGCGGCCUUCUCGCAGAGGACAGAUUCGCAGACGGCCUGUGGGUGCUAGACUUUCUCAAAGAAAAAUUUCCCAAGGAAGUUGGGUGGAAGCCGUCGCCUGCACACAGUGCAACAGAAGAGCACAAUCUGGACAUAUCAAAGGAUGAACUGGAGAAUCUGCGGCUACUAGAAACUCUCAACGUAUGACCAAAUCGACAUAUGAUCAUACUGCAAUUGCUAGAGUACUUUGGAACUCAAAGAACCCUUCAAAGGGCU